Messenger RNA from Mus pahari (shrew mouse), 1765 nucleotides. RefSeq names its product DNA damage inducible transcript 4 (gene Ddit4). Gene Ontology annotation, cellular component: cytoplasm. Gene Ontology annotation, biological process: negative regulation of TOR signaling; response to hypoxia; apoptotic process. The coding region runs from base 199 to 888 and encodes 229 amino acids. The record is from RefSeq and is a predicted model, not a curated record. Gene Ontology annotation, molecular function: 14-3-3 protein binding. The transcript is spliced from 3 exons. NCBI's taxonomy places the organism in Eukaryota, Metazoa, Chordata, Mammalia, Rodentia, Muridae.
GAGCGCAGAAGGCAGGGGGGAGGUGCGAGAGGGUUCGAAGGGACAGGUCCGGGCAGCGAUCGGGGGUUGGCACCAGUUCGCUCAUCCUUCGAGAGGCAGAGCGCUCUUGUCCGCAGUCUUCGCUGACCGCGCUAGCUGCGGCUUCUGUGCGCCUUCAUCCGAACCUCAGCAGCCAACGUCCUGGCGUCUGAUCCCGCCAUGCCUAGCCUCUGGGAUCGUUUCUCGUCCUCCUCUUCCUCUUCGUCCUCAUCCCGAACUCCGGCCGCUGAUCGGCCGCCGCGCUCCGCCUGGGGGUCUGCGGCCAGAGAAGAGGGCCUUGACCGCUGCGCGAGCCUGGAGAGCUCGGACUGCGAGUCCCUGGACAGCAGCAACAGUGGCUUCGGGCCGGAGGAAGACUCCUCAUACCUGGAUGGGGUGUCCCUGCCCGACUUUGAGCUGCUCAGUGAUCCCGAGGAUGAGCACCUGUGUGCCAACCUGAUGCAGCUGCUGCAGGAGAGCCUGUCCCAGGCGCGAUUGGGCUCGCGGCGCCCUGCGCGCCUGCUCAUGCCGAGCCAGCUGGUGAGCCAGGUGGGCAAGGAACUCCUGCGCCUGGCGUACAGCGAGCCGUGCGGCCUGCGGGGGGCACUGCUGGACGUGUGUGUGGAGCAAGGCAAGAGCUGUCAUAGCGUGGCUCAGCUGGCCCUCGACCCCAGCCUAGUGCCCACCUUUCAGUUGACCCUGGUGCUGCGUCUGGACUCACGCCUCUGGCCCAAGAUCCAGGGGUUGUUAAGUUCUGCCAACUCUUCCUUGGUCCCUGGUUACAGCCAGUCCCUGACGCUAAGCACCGGCUUCAGAGUCAUCAAGAAGAAACUCUACAGCUCCGAGCAGCUGCUCAUUGAAGAGUGUUGAACUACAUCCUGGGGAGGGUGCGGGAAGGAUUUCUCACUGCCCCCCCCCCCAAAGUGAAGACAAGGAAUUUCUGUGGUGGAGACCCGCAGGCAAGGACUGAAGGACUGUCCCCUGUGUUAGAAAACUGACGAUAGCCACCUGAGGGGCGCAGGGCCAGGUGGGAGAAGGAAGUGUUCUCCAGGAAGUCUCUAGGUUGUCUGCAGGUGGCUCCCUGUUGGGGCACACGCCCCUCAGUCCUGUAGCAUGAAACAAAGGCUUAAGAGUCACCCAGGCUUCUGGCUGGAUGUGUAUGUAGCAUGUACCUUUUUUUUUUUUUUUGUAUUACUGACAAGUUACAACAGCAGUUGUGGGCCAGAGCCAGAAGGGCAGCUGGUCUGCACUGGCCUCUGCCCCGGCUGGGGGUUGGUGGGGGGGAGGCAGGGGGAGGUCCCCGACACAGUUUGUGUAUCUCCUGGUCUGAAAGGACCUAGCAGUGUUUUGUCGUUUUUUUGUAUCUUGGUUUUGGGGGGUGGGGGAUGGGAGCUUCACUACUGACCUGUUCGAGGCAGCUAUCUUACAGACUGCAUGAAUGUAAGAGUAGGAAGGGGGUGGGUGUUAGGAUCAUUUGGGAUCUUCGACACUUGAAACAAAAUUACACCUGGGAGCUGCAGCCAGCCCAUCCCCGGUGCCCAUGUACUGGAGGAUUGAACUGUGAGGAGAUGGGCUGAGGGGGUGGGGUGGGGGGGCUGGAACCUUCUGCCCAAGAGGAGUGCCACCUGGGUCUUCCAUCUCGAACUCUUUACAUGAAGACACUCACGGUUCAUGAAUACACUUGAUGUUCAAGUAUUAAGACCUAUGCAAUAUUUUUACUUUUCUAAUAAACAUGUUUGUUAAAACA